CUUGAAUUUGUGUGCUUUUUAAUUUGAUCGAAUUGAUCAAAGUUAGAAUUAAUAAUAGAUAUAUAUAUCUAUCAUGAAGAAGACGAAAGUGGUGGUGAUGAAAGACAUGACGAGGAGGAACACCGGAGCACCGCCCACUUCUUCCGCCAACAACAACGUUCGCUACGCCGAAUGCCAACGGAACCAUGCGGCCAACAUCGGCGGACACGCCGUCGAUGGCUGCCGGGAGUUCAUGCCAUGCGGCGCCGAGGGGACCGCCGCCGCCCUCACCUGCGCGGCUUGCGGCUGUCACAGGAAUUUCCACAGGAGGGAAGACCGACCAACCCUAAACUAGCUAUAUAUUUUUAGCUCAUUUUUAUUUAUUUAUUUAUUUUUUAUUAUUAGUGUGUACUCAGGCAAAUGUCUGAUCAAUUCAGAUAAGAGGUCUUAACCAUUCAGACUCUGUAUAAUACUUAACCAUUCAGAGGCAAAUCUCUUAACCAUUCAGACAUCUGAACCAUUAAGAGGCUGAAACAAACAGUCUGAACCAUUAAGUGCUGAACCAUUCAGACAUCUGAACCAUUAAAAGGCUAAAACAAACAGCCCCUUAGACUUUAUAUAUGUCGUUUGAAGCUUAACAACUGCCCUAUAACUCAGUUUU
This is a messenger RNA of Cuscuta campestris, 640 nucleotides long. NCBI's taxonomy places the organism in Eukaryota, Viridiplantae, Streptophyta, Magnoliopsida, Solanales, Convolvulaceae. The record is from the annotation of a GenBank genome assembly.